Messenger RNA from Branchiostoma belcheri (Belcher's lancelet), 6006 nucleotides. RefSeq names its product malignant fibrous histiocytoma-amplified sequence 1-like. The record is from RefSeq and is a predicted model, not a curated record. Gene Ontology annotation, biological process: regulation of apoptotic process. Gene Ontology annotation, molecular function: protein binding; ATP binding. The transcript is spliced from 13 exons. Lineage: Eukaryota; Metazoa; Chordata; Leptocardii; Amphioxiformes; Branchiostomatidae. The coding region runs from base 1146 to 5864 and encodes 1572 amino acids.
CAAUAUGAGUUCCCUUUGUGCGUGACACAUGUUUGACUAAGUCGGUAAUGCAAUUUCUGUAAUACAAUUAUAAUCACGCUGAUGAAACAUAUAAUAGAGUUAGCUCCUGGAACAGUCCUCAAUCCUGCAUUAAUACACGACCCUGUCAGCACAACCAAUUUAGAUUGCUUGUUGAGUGUGAUAAAUAUUACAAUCAUAUCAACAAUCCAUGCCGCGAUCGCUCUAUUUGCGCAGCACUUGCUUGUUGCCGCUUCUUGUAAUGCUUAACUUCUAACCUCGUAUUCCAUAGUGCUAUCGGUGAAGCUGGCUUAGAUUUCUACUAUUCUGUAGUGUCCCAUUCUAUCUAACUUGAGGCAGCUUGCUGGCUACGAUAACGUUUUAACAACGUUGCACGGCACGUUUUAGGUCGCCAAACCAGGCCCACCCAUACACAUGUAGCUGACGCACCUGUCUCGCUGGCACCGUUGUUUAUUUGUUUGUAUCAAAUUUAACGUCUUUGUUCUCCGUCGCGCGUUGUGUUUCCCCAUAACUAUUCAGCCUUUUCACGCGAGCAAUCACGAGAAGAAAGGACCGCCAGGAGGCCGUGGAACUCUUCCCUCCCCCUAUCAACAACGUGAAAACGUUUUUUUCUUACGACAAACGUGUCUUACACUUCAUUGUAGUCUUUGGUCUGCGUAGUGGUUGGACAACAUUUACUUUCAGCAAAUAGGACGCACGUACGGUUACCCGUGGCGUUGUGACAACCCUGGCUGACGGACUGUCAGGUAGUUUUGGCAGCCUGUGUACUCAAGUCACUGUUCUCCUUAUACAGUCUCCGUCACGCCAUGCCCGUGAAUCGCCGCUGAUCAGUUCAUCCCUCCGCGGCACUACUGGGACUCAAAAGCCGCCAGCUUGACCCUCAUUCACCUGACACCGCCAGCCACUCACCGCGUUUCCUUGGCGAAGAAGACCCAGCACCUCGGUUUCCCCGCUAAAUCCCAGUCUCCUUUUUCAAAGUUCGUGAGUUUAUGGAUUAAGAAAUGCAAGCAACCCUUAUGGAGGCGUAAUGGACACAAGAAAGGGAGAUUAAGAAGAAAUGCUCCAUCUAAGGGUGAUUACAAAAUGUACACUUAAAAGUCAAGUAGUCUGACAGCAGUCAUUUCGAAAUGGCCGCUCUUGACAUGAUGACGCCGCAGCAGACUGUGGCUCCGGCCAUGAGCCUGACCAUGGGAGACAUCGCGUCCAGAGUGUCCUCGGACGACACCGGCAAGAGAGAGAUGAACCUGUGCCGGUGUGACCUGGUCACCGUGCCCCUCCAAGUCUACCAGUUCAAGGACGUCGUGACCUUGGACUUGAGUUACAACAAGAUCGCGAGGAUCACGCCAGACAUUGCGGACAUGAGGUCGCUCGAGGUUCUGCUGCUCAAAGAAAACCUCAUCAAAUCUCUGCCGUUAAAGAUGGCUUCCCUGGUAAAGCUCCGACGCGCUGACCUCUCAAACAACCGUCUAGUCAAGGCUGUACCUGAGGUCCUACUUGGCAUGAAUAACCUGGAAGAGCUGGACCUUUCCGGGAACCAACUCACGACGUUCCCGGAGAAGCCGAGGCUGAAGAGAGUCACGAAGUUAAACUUGGCUCGGAACAGGUUCGUGUCCUUUCCGAAGGCAGUCCUGGGCAUGCGCGCUCUGAUUGAACUUGACGUCUCGUUCAACACCAUCAGGGAAAUGACGGACGACGAGGAGUGCCGCAUGAGGUUCCUCAAACGACUGGACGUGAGCCACAACGAGCUGCCCUUUCUACCUCGGUUCAUACUUGACCUCAAGAGUCUCGAAGUCAUGGACGCUUCGGCCAACAAACUUCGCAGGGUAUCGGACGGACCCUGUCACCUGUCAAAACUCAGAAGAAUCAAUCUUUCUCAGAACGAGUUUCAGUCUGUCCCCAAAAUCGUAUCUCUACUGAAAGGAGUCGAGGAUAUCGACAUUUCGAACAACCAGAUGGCAGACUGGAUCGUAGAGGGCAAAGUCUACGGUGCCACGAGCGUCAAGAGACUCAAAAUGGCGGACAACAAGUUUGAAACACUUCCUGAAAUUGUAGAGAAGCUAGAGAGAUUAGAGGUCUUAGACGCGUCGAACAACGCGAUCAAGGAUAUGCCCUACGAGUUGGAGUGUAGCAAGCGUCUCAGGAAGCUGAACCUGGCCGGUAACAAGUUCGUGCAAAUCCCUGCAGUUGUGCUGACCCUCGUCAUGUUGGAGGAACUGGACAUGUCCAACAACCAUAUCGCAGACGUGGCAGACGAGGAGUGCCUUAUGAAGAGGUUGAAGAAAGUAAACAUUGAACGGAACUGUCUAACCUCUAUCCCUGCGUUUCUCCUCCAGAGGAGCAAGUUGAUAGAGCUGGACAUUUCGGACAAUAAGUUGUUCACUACGACUCCUACCGGUCAGGCACCGAAGUGGGGGAAGUUGAAGACCCUUUGUCUACAGAACAACUUCCUGAGCUCCAUCUCUGACCUGCUGCCCAACAUGGCGGAGAUACAGGAACUAAAUGUCAGCAACAACAACUUGAGCACUCUGAAGGGCAUCAAGGGAAGAAAACGUCUGAGGAAGGUCUGGCUUCGUAACAAUCAAUUCGAGGCCUUUCCCAAGGAGCUGACUCUGCUACAUGAGCUCGAAGAACUUGAUCUGGGAGAAAACGACAUCGACUGGCUGCCCGUGGAUUUGAAAUACCUGUCGAAACUCCGAGUUCUUCUCGUGGACGGUAACAACAUUGAAGCCCUGCCUAACGCCAUCCUGGAAAUGGCGGGACUGGCAAUGAUCACAGUCAAGGACAACCCCCUCCGUCAACCCCCCAUAGAUGUCUGCAACGAAGGUCUGCCGAUGAUCUACGAGUAUGUGACGGAGAUGAAGAGAACGGGGAUCGCGCAGAUGCCUCAUCACAAGGUGGUGGUCCUGGGAGCACCCGGAUCAGGGAAGUCCAGCUUAGUGCGGACACUUCUGCAGAGCGAGUCUCAUCUCACGGGAGAAGAAGACGAACCCUUCUACCCAGAGAACCCCACCGUCCCGGAGAGUCACAUGUGGACGUUUGACGAGUUCGAAGUAGAAUUGGUGGACACCAGCGGUUUCGACUUCUUCACCGACCGGUUGGUCAUUCCAAAGAACGCCUUGUACCUGGUUCUGUUCAACGCACACGAGUACGUCAGUGCCAAGUACAGGCAGGCCAUCGGAAACUGGCUGGAGCUCCUGAACGCCCGCGUGCCGCAGUGCCGCGUCCUCCUUGUCGGCACCCACAGUGACUUCUGCACCGCCAAAGACUUCGCCGCGAAACACGUGGAAAUCAUGGCGCGCAUCCAGCAACAAGAGCAGCACCUCAUCUCGGAACUGCAGACCAAAGUCAAAGACAUCAACGAUGCUAUGAAGAGCCACAGUAGGCUGGAACCGUCCAAUGAACUCUACGGCUUGAACAGGGAGAUGCUGUUGGAGAGACGGCAGGAGCUGGAGCAUUUCAUCCGCAAUCGCUGUAGCCUCCCGAGCAAAGUGUUCGCGGUCAGCUCCUCGCCGGAGCUCGCGGGUCUGGACGACCUAGCAAACGAGAUCGUCGGCUUCAUGAUGAAGGAGAAGAAGCCAGCCAACAGCGAGGCCUUCCCGGUGCCGUGGUCGUGGAGAGAGCUGUACACCGUCCUGAGGAGGCACGGGGAGGGUAGGCAGGUGAUGACGUGGGAUGAGGUAGAGGAAGUUGCACGGGAGCUGACAGGGCUCAGCGGACCAAAGCUGGAAAUCGCGAUCCGGUUCCUUCACCACAGGCGGGACAUCUUCUGGUUUGGUGCAGAGAUCGAGUCUCCUAUCCUGAGCGACUUGCUGUUCCCCAACCCCACACAGUUCUUCAAGGUCAUCAAGGUCAUCCUCCUGUUCCUGCUCAGAGGUGACAUUGAGAAGCUCUUCGACUUCAACCACCCACGCUUCCGGUCAGCUGGCGUCCGGAACAUCAGUGAAGACGACUUCGAAGACCGUAAGGCCGACUUCCUGAAACACGGCAUCCUCGACGAGACGAUCCUGCGCUUCCUGUGGAGCCAGUUCGGCGAUCUGUACGGGGACAUCCUGUCAGGUGUCAUCGCCGUCCUGCAGCAUCUCGGCCUUUGGUACAUCACGACCAGCCGAACCGACAACAGAGUCAUGCACGUCCCGUGGUACUUCUCCGACGAUGCCAAGGCGACCCACUACGAGCUGUUCUGGCCUCCGAGGGCACCGGAGGACACCGAACAACUCACCAUCAUCUUUGGCUUCAGACAGUGGUACCCAACGGGCUUCUUCGAAGCAGCGAGCGUCUGUAUGCAGGAGUACAUCGAUCCAGUGGCUACCCGCGCGGACUGGAAGGAUGGGGUCUUGGCGACGACUCCCUCCCGCAUGAGAGUCUACUUGGGCCGCAGGGCAGCCGAGACCUCCGCGGUGGUGGAGCUGGCCAUGCGAGGGGACAGCUUCGAGAUAGACACCAUGUGGACGGAAAUCCUCAGAAUCUAUAGGGGGGUAGCUGCUCUGCUGACCAGCUGGCCAGGCCUGAGGUACGAUGUCUACCUGGUCUGCCCUCACUGCGUCAAGCGCAACAUCGACAUGCCGCACAUGUUCUACAAGGAGGUUCUCCGCCAGCCUCGCGGUAAGAGGCGCGUGAUCUGUCCCAGGGCAGCCGGAGGCUUCGUGGACGCCAAGCUCGUCUUCCCACCGGAUGAAGAGACGGGAGGUCUGAGGAGAUACGUGGUCAACACACCAAAGACUCCUGCUGCCGACAUCAAACCAAAGAUGACCACAGUGAUCCCACAGUUGGAUCUGGGCAGUGGUGUGGAGGUUGUCCUACAGCCAGACCCUCUGCCGUCCCUCCUGCCACUGACGGCGGCUGUCGGGGAGGACAGGUACCGGGAGAUCCUCAUGCAGCACCGCGCUACCAUCAUACAGGACCUAAACGUUCGGCCCCUACGAGACUACCUGGUCCAGAGGAAGGUCCUGAAGCCGGCUGAGUUCCAGGUUAUCCUGACGGAGCUGACCAAUCAGGACGAGGCUGCCAAACUCAUCCACAUGAUCAUGGCGCGAGGACCCCGGGCCUUCAACGUUUUCUGUGCCGCCCUGCAGCGGUGCGGCUACCCGGGACUGGCAGCCAAACUACUCAGGCCAAUCGCCACCAAGACAGAGCUGAAGGUCCCCUCCGUGCGUCUGAAGGACCAGCAGUCGUCCCUGGCGUCCAUGUCCGGCUCCGUGAAGGACCUGUCCCUGGGCGAGUCGACCAUCUCCCCGGGGAUUUCCAGCAGUGUCCACGCCCCCAGCACCAUCGGCCGGCUCCCCAUGGUUAACGACUACGUCGCCAAGUCGUACGACGACAAAGGUAUAGAGGCUCAACACAAGCUGGCCCUACAGCGUCACCGCCUGACUAUCAUACGUCACCUGGACGUGCGCGACAUUCGGGACUACAUGCUGAAGAACCACGCCAUCAAGGAGGCAGACAUGGCCGCCAUCUUGACACAACUCACCCGACAGGACGAAGCCGCCAAACUUGUGGACAUUCUGAGCCAAAGACCCGAACAUGCCUUCCCGAUAUUCUGCAAAGCACUCCAGAAGUACGGAUACCCAGCGUUAGCAAGACAGCUGACAAGACCCACCCAUCUACCGUCAGUUCGAGCUCGCCCAAUGAGAGGACUACCUCCACGUGGAAGGCACUAUGGAACACUACCCCCAUGGGGCAAUCGUAAGAAGGUAAACAUGGGAGCGAGGGCGAUGCCAUUCCAAGCCAGCCUGGGAAAGAGACGAGGUGGUGGCAGCAUCACCCUGGGAAGACUGCCCCCGAUCGACAAGACUAGCUCCUCCUGGGAGACGGUGACCUCUGCUGAUGUCAUGGACAUGUCACACUAAAUAACCCUCCAUUUGUCCUCUGGCAAAUAACUGUAACCAUUUCAUGAAGUUUUUAUAGCUAAUGAAACACGUACAUGUUGAAGAAGUACUGGUGAUGAAUGAAAAAGGCAAGGCCAUUUAGAGGACAUUGAAUGGCAAGGCC